AUGCAUAUCAAUGGAUUUUCAUCGGUGGCUUUUGGCUUGUUGGUGGCGCGGUCUGUUGUCGCAAGCCCGUGUAAGCCGUUAUCCUCCCGUGCCAGCUCCAGUGUCUUGACUACUGCUUCAGAGUCCACAACCCCUAUCUCUGCACCAUCCUCCACAGGUUCUGAAACUUUUGUCUUGGAGACAACCUCGACCGAGAGCGAAGCUGUUACUACCGCUAAGACAAAUGUGGACGAGACUAAUACAGCCACAACGAUUACCAUCGAUACAGCCACUGCCAGCGCAAACUCAUAUACAGAGAUUGAAACUUCAAAUGUAAUCGAAAUAAGUACUAUCCCCACCGGUACUGCGGCCGAUGACACGACAACCACGACUACCGAUGUGUCCUCAACUGCUGAAAGUACUACUACCACCUAUACAAGCAACGCUGAGACAAUUACUGAAACUUCAGCUGCCGUCGACACCACCGCAACGAUCGCACAGACAACAACGGAAACUAAAACUACUACUAGUGUAGUUGGUGCAACUACUACCUCAGUCGAAACAUCAACUGCAUCUACAGACAGCACAACAGUUACAACCGAGGAGAGUACACCAUUAACAUCCAAGGAUAUCACAACAACAUCAACAACCAAGGAAAGCACUACGUUUGUCUCUUUGGGCAGCACGACAACAACUGAGGGGGCCUCAACAGUCACUGAUAGUGUCACCUCUCCUUCCGAGCGCAGUACAACAACAACCUCAGCAGCAGAUUAUACUACUUCAACAUUCGAAAGCGGCACUGUAACAUCUGGUGACAGGACCACUAUCAUUACAACUGCGUCCGAAGGUAUCACUACUACAACAUCUGAAGAUAGUACGAGCACAAACCAAGACACUACGGCUACUUUCACGGCGUCAACUGAGAGCAUCGCUAUUGCUAUGACGACUUCAUCCGAGGAGAUUACUGCAACGACCGACGGUACUACUCUUUCUACCACGGCGCCAUCCGAGAACGGCAGUACAACAACUGGGGGUAGCAUUACUGCCAUUACUACAUCAUCAGAAGGCAGUGCUGAAACAUCUGGACUAAGCACAAUAACUUCUGGCGACAGCACUACUACUGUCACGGCUUCAUCUGAAGACAGCACUACUACGAUUGCAACUUCAUUAAGAGAGAGCACUGCAACAACUGAUGAGCUUACUUCCACGGCUGUGGAGAGUUCCACUACCGCAGCGGCCACCACCACCGGCUGUGUUUCAAAUACCGUCCUCGCAAACCCCACGCCUCUGUUCACCUCGGGGGACGUUCACUUUGAUGAAUAUGACACUGUUCAACUUCCUUUCCAAGUCGGUAUAUACGGCUCCCUCUCAGACACAGUCUAUGUUGGUGUGGCCGGGAUGUUAUCAAUCCUCGAAGCCCCAAAGUUUGAGUACGUCGGCAACUAUGAGCUCCCCUUCCCUUACUUCCCGUCUGUGUCUAUCUUCCCAUACUGGAGCGACAUGUUCAUUUCAACCGAGACUUGUGGCUCAGGCAUUUCGUACGAUGUCUACGGGACCUCCCGAGGCCAGACGUUCACUGUUGAGUACAGCACAAUUGGUAUAGGUGGUAAUGGUGUAGAGUUUAAUCACUUCACCGUUAGUCUGUACAAGGACCAUCCGGGGUUGGUUAGGUUUGUAUACUAUCGCACUGAUAAUAAUGGUCGAGGUGCAACUGUUGGUAUUCAAGGAGGGAACUCUUACUCGCAGUUCUCUUAUGAUAUGAGGUCUAUACUGGAUGAUUUCUACGUCGAGAUUGACACGAGCAGUGGAGAUGCUUUUACAACCAGUGGCCAACUGUGA
Molecule: messenger RNA, 1818 nt
Organism: Fusarium redolens
Lineage: Eukaryota; Fungi; Ascomycota; Sordariomycetes; Hypocreales; Nectriaceae
Exons: 2
Coding region: 1-1818 (605 amino acids)
Source: RefSeq, a predicted model, not a curated record